AUGGAGCCGCCGCCGUGGAUUCCGCAGCGGAUUGUUCGAGUUGCAGCCAGACUGGACGACCUGCCCGCAGAGCUUGUCGAGCCAAUUCUCAGGGACCUCAGCUUAUUCCGUGUUCUUCAGCUCGCCAAUACGCCCUCGGCCACGCCGUCCACGUCGCAUUUGAGGGGAAAGAUUGAGGGCAGCCCAUCCUGGAGGUCUGUCUUCCGCACCGGUCAUGACCGCCCGCAGCGCAUCUUUAGGUCACUCAGCCAGCUCGCAUGGGCAUGGAAUUGUCAGAAUGUGCAGCAGGUACCCUUCCUCAACGCAACCCCUCUGGACAUCUCUUUCGAUGAGCUUGCGCGAUAUUAUGGAUCAGACUUUGGUCCUCGAGUGGUUGAAAGACUCGAGUCAAAUUUCCGGUGGGGCUUCAGACAGGUCUUGGGAGUGUCCAAAGGGCAUGAACCGAGUCUAACAAAGGCGCUUUUGGAUUCCAUUUGUCUCUUUGUGCCGCUUGUUGUACUGAAAGCGAUCGACACCGACAACUACAGCGACAUUCCUGAUACUUCUUCAGCACAGGGCACCAUCCCGGUUGAAGACACAUGUGACUCCUUUACACUGCUUAAGUGUGCCCAGAAUUGGAAUUCGGCGCAAUUACAGGCGUUCCUCCCAUACUUUAUACGCGCAUUCGACAGGCUCAAUGAGGUCAAGUCCGAGCAGCUUCUACGACUGGCUGCGCUUUACGAUGAGUAUCCCGCCUGGCUGAAGUUGCCCCUCGGGCCUCAAGAGCCAUCCCCAAGAAACAAUGUUAAACACAUAGGGGAUGCUUUGCGGACUGAUGCCCGUCGGAUACGCUCGAAGAUGCCCCUAUGCCGCCAAGUUCGUAAGGUCAACGCCAUGGAUUGGUAUCGUUUCCGCUUCUCACAUCCAACACUGAUACCUACGGAUGCUGCACUGCAAUUCUUUACAGCGAGCAAGUCUUCGCCGUAUGAUACGAGUCUACUUGAGGAUGCAAGACGGGCGGUUGAGGGCUUGUGGUUCAUAUACAAGCAUGACGGGCAGCUAGGGCACGAGAAGCGUUGUGUCCGAGACAGGAAGACGAUGCAAGUGCGACACGUCGUAUAUACGAAGGACAGACGCGCUGACCCAAGUCCUGCGGCGGAGAUGGACUGGUUGGAGUCUUUUCUGCGUUGCGUCAGGUGGUCUCAUCACCAAGUCAGGAGAAACACACCCAAGCCUCUACUAGAGCCUGCCGAUUACCGACAGUAUAUUGAAGCCGAAGACCCGGAGAUUGUCGCCGAGCAACUUCUGGUGGACUUCGAACUUUCGAGGCAGGACUCGACGGUCAGUACAGCAUUUCCCAGCUUGACUGCGCUGUACAUGCCUCCAUUCUCGUCGAAACGUACGCGAGAUGUGGUCUCGAAGAUGUGGCCCAGACUGGUUGACGAUGCAGUCAGGCAGCUAUUCUGGGAGGCUGCGGUUCAAAAGUUCAAGCGUCACCUCGCAAAAGCACCCGUGCUGCCAGAAUACGAGGAUGGCCAUGUGCUAGCAUGCGAUGCUGUCUCUGAUCAAGACGAUAGCGAUCCAGCCACAGCUGUCGCGUCAAGCAAGUCCGGAAAGUGGACGCAGACAAACUGCUACAUCUGCCGUCUCCGAAUUAAUGAGCCGCACAAAAUCUUUUCCGCCAUGUGCCAACCUUGUGGCGAGUUCAAUCUCGCAGGUUCUAGUCUCUCCCACCCCCAGAACCUGAACCUCGAGGGCAGGACAGCCCUCGUUACGGGGGCUCGAGCCAACUUGGGAUUCCAUGUGACCCUGCGUCUACUUCGCUGCGGUGCAGCUGUCAUCGCUUCGACACGUUACCCCAGGGACGCAGUUGCGCGCUAUCUGAGACAGCGGGAUGCCGCGGACUGGAAGAACCGAUUGAAAGUGGUGGGAGCUGACUUUCGUACUGCCAGCGAUGCAUUCGCUUUGGUUGUUCAGACAAAAUCCAUCCUCAAAGAAUGGGGAUGUGGCCUAGAUAUUCUGAUCAACAACGCCGCACAAACAUUAACCGACAGCGUGGCGAUGGAAGAGGCAGCGGUGAGACGGGAGGUUAUCCUAAGCAACGACCCAGCGCCUAUGCUGGCUGAGGGCAGCUAUAUAGCAAGAGUCUGGCGUGGCGCAACGGCGAAUAAUGCCCCGAGGGAAGCAGGCUUAGAGAACAACACUCAAGGCAAGCUCCCAGUGAGGGAUACGUCUGCGAAGGAUGCGACGCCAGACACGAUCGGUCUGGAAGGUUUGACAUUGAAUCAACAUGCCGAGGCAGACAAUGACACCACGGGAAAGGCGCUCAUAAAACCACCAGAGCCAUCUUCAUGGGUACAAUCACUAGCAGAUAUCCCCUACGAGGACGUGAUCACUGCCCACAGCAUCAACACCUUUGUGCCGCUGAUCCUCAUCCGCGAGCUUUUGCCAAUCAUGGAUCACCACGAGCGUAUUCGACAAAUGCAGGCACGAACCGGUCAUAUUAUAAAUGUAUCCUCCCGCGAGGGUAUCUUUGAAGCCAGCCCCAGCCACAGGUCCAAGAACGGCAAGCACGUCCACACCAACAUGUCCAAGGCUGGUCUGAACAUGAUCACGGAAACCGAGGCCUCAACCGCGUGGCAAAAAUACCGAGUCUGCAUGAACACAGUUGAUCCGGGAUACAUGAGUGCAGCACCUGAAUUCGAGAAAGCAUAUGGUGGCGAGAGGCCACUUAGCUGGCAGGAUGGUGCGGGCAGAGUCCUGUGGCCUAUAGCUAUGGGUGAGGGAAACCAGGAAGGUGUCAUGGGGAACAAAAGAAUGGGGCCCAUCUGGGGCCGAUUCUUGAAGCACUAUGGCGCCGUCCGUAUUGAUACGCGGUUUGGGCGCGGCUAA
Messenger RNA from Diaporthe amygdali, 2871 nucleotides. RefSeq lists its product as uncharacterized. The coding region runs from base 1 to 2871 and encodes 956 amino acids. The record is from RefSeq and is a predicted model, not a curated record. Lineage: Eukaryota; Fungi; Ascomycota; Sordariomycetes; Diaporthales; Diaporthaceae. The transcript has a single exon.